Kwoniella botswanensis is the source of this 1899-nucleotide messenger RNA. RefSeq lists its product as uncharacterized. The transcript has 4 exons. The record is from RefSeq and is a predicted model, not a curated record. NCBI's taxonomy places the organism in Eukaryota, Fungi, Basidiomycota, Tremellomycetes, Tremellales, Cryptococcaceae. The coding region runs from base 1 to 1899 and encodes 632 amino acids.
AUGCGGUCCUACAACUUCGCAGCAGCUCUCCCUCUUCUACAAGCUGUUUUUGCCUCCCCUAUCACUCACCUUCCUAUCUCCCGAAGCAAGGUCGUUGCGAGACAUAUCGUCGAUGGUAGACAAAUUGCUCAUGGUGCAGGGCUUGAAUCUGCUCAUACUCUGGCCAGCUCGACAAUCUAUCUGGAAGAUUCGGAGGGCCUUGCUCUUGUGAGCUCCCAAAAUUUCACUACCGUCAUUGUUGAAAAUACUUCUGGAUCGAAGACUUCUACAUUGAUUGCCGCUUGGGGCGCUCAACCUAUCUACUCUCUCGGUUCAAGCGCAGGCUACAUUCUCGGCGUUCCCGAAUAUAUUUACGCUCCUUUCGCCUUCCCGGACGUUGACGCCUCCAAAUUACCUCUUCAAGUCUGUACUUUUGUGUAUGCCGAACCAUCGAGCUUCAGUACCAACUUCACUAUAUCCGAACGAGAUUCUUUUGUCGUUGGCAGCUUUGCUAGUCAGCUGAAUCUCGGUGACGCUAUUACUGAAUUCUGCAUUCGAGUCGGUCAGGCUCGUUCUUCUACCUCCGCCACUCCCGAUAGCUUACAGCCUUCCAAUGCGCCAGCAUCUGGCCCCGGAAGCGGUGAAGAAAGCAGUACCACUUCCAUGCCCACUGACACAUCCGUGGAACCCUCUGGCAGCCCAGCACCAGUCACCAGUCAACGGAAAAUCGGGGGCAACACAGGAGGCAACACCGGCGGCCAUGAAGCUGGCAGCGUAGUCUCGCCUCUUUCCUCUCAAUCGACUGAUGGAUCCAUGGCUUCCCCGUCACAAGCUCCUGCUACCAGUACACCCGUAGUUGCGCCUGUGCCAACGUCUUCCUCUUCAUCUGCCGUAGAGAUCUCUUCAGGUUCAGCUCCCCCUGCUCCUUCCAUUCAGAACACUGUGUCAGCCGGAACCUCGUCGACCAGUGAUUCUGCUUCGACCAGUCCAUCCUCUUGGACCAGCAGUUCCACUACCGCUUCUUCUUUUUCGGCCAACAACAUCGUGCCGUCUAUCACUGUUGCUUCUGUGUCUCCAUCUACUUCUCUAAUCGCAGUGAUGUCAUCCGCUUCGGGAAUCUCGUCCAUUUCCACUUCCACUUCCACUGCAUCUGCAACUGGAAUAAUCUCGUCGUCAUCCGCUUCCGUCACCUCAUCGACGAGUACAAUUCCAGCCUUAAGCUCGAUCUCGGCCUCAGUAUUAGUGAACCCCUCAACUUCAGCUUCAUCUGUUGCCCCUUCGGUCUCGGCCAGUGCCACUUCAGCUGGCCCCAACCCAGCCUACCAGACCACUGUCUCCUUCAAUGGCAAGACCUACAUUAACAAAGGUCUCGUCGGCUUCGGUGCCAUUGAAGGAGAUGCUGUAGACUCCUACGGCGAGACGAUUGGUUCAUUGGGCUCAGCUAUCCACCUUCAAUCUUUCCAGCGAGACGCUGAUGGUUUCUAUGCUGGUGUCAUGAUAACUCAACCUGAUAGAGGUCACAACACCGAUACCACUACCGAUUACAUCUCUCGACGACACUUGCUCUCGUUCAAGCUUAAUCCUUACUAUGGUAAUACCUCUCUCGAAUACCAAGCUGCCAAGUCCAGUUUCACGCUCAAGUACGAAAGUACUAUUAGAUACUUCGAAGCAGAUGAAACCCCUACCACCGGUCUUGAUCCAACAACAUUCAGAAACGGAUCCAUCCCGCAGCCUAUAGCAAGUCAGUCAUACAAUCACAUCUCCAGCGAUCCUGAAGGCCUUGUCAUCCUAGCGGAUGGAUCGUCAUGGGUAUCAGAUGAAUACGGACCAUAUAUCUGGAAAUAUUCCGCUGAAGGUUUCUUGCUUGACACAAUCGUUCCUCCUAAAGCUGUGUUACCUUACAAGAAUGGAACGUUAUAA